Acanthosepion pharaonis is the source of this 876-nucleotide messenger RNA. Lineage: Eukaryota; Metazoa; Mollusca; Cephalopoda; Sepiida; Sepiidae. The record is from the annotation of a GenBank genome assembly.
AUGAUUCUUUGUUUCUUUCCUUCUUUUUUUCCUUCUUUCUUUUAUUCGCACCGUCUUUCACAUUUCAAUCAUUCGUUUUCUUUCUAUGUUUCCGUUGUUAGCUCUAAUUUGUCUACCGACUUUCUUCUUUAUUUCUUUCUUAUACAUAUUAGCUUUGGUUUUUUCUUUCUUUCUUCAGAUGAUUUAUUUUCUUUCUUUCUUUCUUUCUUUCUUUCUUUUUAUAUCUAUUCAUUUUAUUUCCGUCUCUUGAUUAAUCAAAUUCUUUCUUCAUUCUUUUCUUUUCCUCCUUUCAAUUCACUUUUUGCUGUCUGUCUUUUUCUUUCUAUCUUUUACUCAUUCUCUUUCUUUCACUUUUGCUCAUUGAUUUUCUUCAUUUCUCAUAACUAUUCCCUUUCUUUCUCUUUUACUCAUUCACUUUCUUUCUUUUACGUAUCCUCUUUCUUUCUCUUUUUUCAUUCAUUUUCUUUCGUUCUUUUACCUAUUCCCUUUCUUUCUCUUUUAUUCAUUCAUUUUCUCUCUCUCUCUCUCUCUCUCUCUCUCUCUCUCUCUUUUACUUAUUCAUUUUUCUUUCUUUCUUCUCCAUCCUAUUUUUCUCUCUUUGUUUUCUAUUUCCUCCUUUUUCUUCCUUCUUUUGUUUUUUUUCAUUCACCUCCUUUUCCUUCUCACUUAUUUUUCAUCCUCUUUCCUUUUCCUUUUAUUUUUAUUUUCCUUCUAUGCUUCUUCUUCAUUAAGAUCUUGACUCUUUUCUUUUUCAUUUCCUUUCUCUCUUACACUUUUUCUCUUCUUCUUUUUCUUUCGUUGGAUCUCUUUCUGUUACUAUUUCUCCCCCCCACCACCACCACUUCUUCCUCUACCCCUACCUGUCCUUCUCUCUAA